Molecule: messenger RNA, 333 nt
Organism: Penicillium chermesinum
Lineage: Eukaryota; Fungi; Ascomycota; Eurotiomycetes; Eurotiales; Aspergillaceae
Exons: 1
Coding region: 1-333 (110 amino acids)
Source: RefSeq, a predicted model, not a curated record
AUGCGCGUGGCCACUGGCAGCUCGCCUCCGGGGGCCACCCUGCUACCGGCGCGUGUGCCACUGUCGGAGCCGUCGCGACCAAAAGAAUCACUCGAACUCUCAACAUCCGGUGGGUAUACACAUUCGAGCUUACGCUUUUUGCAGAGGGUGCAUUUGGGGACCUCCUCGUCGCACUGUGGAUGUAAUCAGAUUUCCGUGGUCCACAUAGAAUGGAGGCAAAGUCGCCUUAGCGGAGGGUUGCGCGAGGGCCCAGUGUACUCCUCUUUGAAGGCCCUCUUCUCCUCGGAUGCGAAACCCGACCGCGCCGACCCUUGUGAAUAUGACUUACUUUGA